Molecule: messenger RNA, 10245 nt
Organism: Mytilus trossulus (common blue mussel)
Lineage: Eukaryota; Metazoa; Mollusca; Bivalvia; Mytilida; Mytilidae
Product: voltage-dependent T-type calcium channel subunit alpha-1H-like
Exons: 34
Coding region: 38-7303 (2421 amino acids)
Biological process (GO): calcium ion transmembrane transport; membrane depolarization during action potential; calcium ion import
Cellular component (GO): neuron projection; plasma membrane; voltage-gated sodium channel complex
Molecular function (GO): low voltage-gated calcium channel activity; voltage-gated sodium channel activity
Source: RefSeq, a predicted model, not a curated record
UCCUUAACUGAUACCCACAUGGUUUGAAAGAGUGAGUAUGGCUGUGAUUCUACUCAACUGUAUCACCCUUGGGAUGUACCAGCCUUGUGAAGACAAAGUCUGCUCAACUAUACGAUGUCAUGUUCUGGCUAACUUUGAUCAUUUCAUUUUUGCAUUCUUUGCUGUUGAAAUGAUAAUCAAGAUGAUUGGAAUGGGAAUUUAUGGAAAAACAACAUAUUUGGAUGAUUCUUGGAAUAAACUGGAUUGCUUCAUAGUAAUAGCUGGUGUGGCAGACUAUAUCAUAAACAAUGCUAUUGAGUAUGGCGUUGAUAGUGAAAACCUCAGCCUUUCAGCAAUAAGAACUAUCAGAGUGUUACGGCCUCUAAGGGCUAUAAAUAGAAUUCCAAGUAUGAGAAUUUUAGUGAUGUUGUUACUGGAUACACUACCAAUGUUAGGCAAUGUGUUGUUGUUGUGUUUUUUUGUCUUUUUUAUCUUUGGAAUUAUUGGUGUACAACUGUGGGCUGGAGUCCUACGUAAUAGAUGUUUCCUCAAUGUUAGUGAAAAUAUUUCCUAUGCACAAGCAAAUUUAAGUCCUUAUUAUAUUCCAAAGAAACUCCUUAAUGUACAUUACGACUAUAUAUGCAGUAAACCAGGAGAAUCAGGAAUGAGGACAUGUGACAGUUUCCCGCUUUAUCAGUACGAAGGAAUAGGGUGUAACGGAACUGCUAAAAUGUACAGCAAUAAUACGCCCACAAAUAAUUCUUGUGUAAAUUGGAAUCAGUAUUACACCUAUUGUACUGCGGGGGAUAAAAACCCCUUUCAGGGUGCUAUAUCAUUUGACAAUAUAGGAUUAGCUUGGGUAGCUAUAUUUCAAGUAAUUAGUUUAGAAAGUUGGGUGAAUAUUAUGUAUUAUGUACAAGAUGCUCAUUCUUUUUGGGACUGGUCUUAUUUUGUAGCUUUAAUUGUGAUUGGUUCUUUUUUUAUGAUAAAUUUAUGCCUAGUUGUGAUAGCUACUCAGUUCUCAGAGACAAAGAAAAGAGAAACUGAGCGUAUGAUGCAGGAACGAAAACGUUUUCAGUCGUCAAGUACUUUGGCCAGUAAUUCAGAGCCUGCUGGAUGUUAUGCAGAAAUAUUAAAAUACGUUGCACAUUUAGGACGAAGAGCGAAACGAAAAAUCUUAAAAAUGUAUUACGAUGCAAGAGGAAAGACUCAUCCACGACAUAAAAUAAAACCUCAGUUAGCAUUAGGGAAGCGAAAACAAAGCAAAGGUAGUGAAUCUGCACAGAGUCAUGCUUGUAAUAGUUGUUCGCACAGAUUUAACUAUUUUUAUCAGUUUGUUAACAAUCAGAAUGACCCUCAUAUAAGUCGUCGCAACAGUAGUCCUAUAGCUCCCCGCGCAUCACCUGAGAUGAGUGACCUAGACUCUAUAUCGUCACCACGUUGUACUAACUUUCUAACAGUGCCAGGCUUUAACAGCAUGAACCCCUCGUCUGAAUCUAUUAACACGCUCGCUUUUACUGCCACAGACACGCUAUCACCUCCAUUGCUCAAGCCUCGUAUAUCAUCGCCAAAUCAUUUAGCACCGCCGCAUGGCAGCAUUAGUAGAACUCCCUCAAUAAAUAGUGAAUGUAGUAAGAAAUUACCAUGUGUGCCUGAGUUACUAGUUAUACGUACCCCUAGGAGUACACCAAUGCACCAGUCUCAUAGUCCAAGUAACACCAAGAAUCAUAAUAAUCACACUUAUAAGGGUAUUCCUGAAGAUCUGCUAGACGUAAUCGGAGACAAACAGAUUUGUUACCUAGUGAACGAUUAUGAUAAACAGUGUAAUCAUACAUGUAAUCAUGUUUCUCAUGAUGUCUCUGAUAAUGAGAACCAUAAGGAGAAAGAUUCUGAGAUUGAAAGCAAAGAUAAAAAGGCCAAGCGCAAUAAAAACUGUGUCUCAUACAACAUGGAGAAGUUUGUAGAACACAAGUUAUUCCGCUGGGGGAUAUUAGGAGCUAUAGUAAUAAAUACAGCAAGUAUGGGGAUAGAACAUCAUCACCAGCCUCUUGAGUUGACAGAAGUCUUAGAAUACAGUAAUAUUGUGUUUUGUACUCUGUUUGCACUUGAAAUGGUCCUUAAAUUAAUAGCCUAUGGACCAUUUGGUUAUAUCACAAAUGGAUUUAAUGUGUUUGAUGGAUUUAUUGUGAUAUUAAGUAUGGUAGAAUUAUUGCAACAAGACGGAGAUAGUGGACUGUCUGUUCUAAGAACGUUCCGUCUGCUACGUAUUCUAAAAUUAGUCCGCUUCCUGCCGGCCCUACGACGACAGCUAGUAGUCAUGCUCAGAACCAUGGACAAUGUUGCCACAUUUUUUGCCCUUCUUCUUUUGUUUAUGUUUAUCUUCAGUGUCCUGGGCAUGAAUUUAUUUGGUGGAAAAUUUUGUUGGAGGGAAGAUAGUAGUCCAUGCUUCUGUGCAGACGUUGACGAUUAUAACGGUACAAACUCCUGUAUUUGUGACCGAGCCAAUUUUAAUUCCUUGCUGUGGUCACUUGUAACAGUGUUCCAGGUCCUGACUCAAGAGGAUUGGAAUACAGUCCUUUACAAUGGAAUGGAGACCACAUCAGCCUGGGCUUCACUAUACUUUAUUGCCUUGAUGACCUUUGGGAACUAUGUUCUAUUUAACCUCUUAGUUGCCAUUCUUGUAGAGGGAUUUUCACAUGAGGAGGAAGAAAAGAAGAAAAUGAAAGAACAACGUCAGAAAGAAAUAGAAGCAUUCCUUGCCGAGACCAACAACAACGAGGAGAAAAAUCAGACCAUUAAAAUCAAGGCCGUUGAUAUUGCUCAGAUUAAAAUUAAUAAUAAAGAAAAAGAAAAAAUGUUAGCUUUAUGUCCAGUCAUAAAGGAGGAUAACGCCAACAGGACUGGUCAGGCACCUGAUAUAGCCCCACCAAUCAUCACACAUACGGCAGCCACACCCAUGCCAACACCCCAGGGGUCACCCAACGAAAAUCCCAACAAAGAUUACAACAAAGUGACGUUAUGUGUCCACCCUCAGGUUCAGAUGGACACUCUGUCAGUACAUUCAUCAUCCACUUCCAAUGCUAGCUUAAGAUCAUCACCACGUCUUUCACCAAGAGCUUCACCCCGUCCAUCUCCAAGACCGUCACCUCGAGGAUCACCACGUCCAAUGUCAAGGUCACCUGGUCUAUGUAGAUCAUAUAGUUACGGAAGCAGAAACAGUUGGCGAGGCAGGAGAAGCCGGGAUGGUGAGAGAAGAUGUUUGGUACAGGAGUGUGGUAAAUCUCAGAGUGUAGAUUAUUAUGACGACGAUGUAUUCAUACCAUGUACACCUAUUCCAAACAGUCGGCUAGAUUGCAAUGGUCAUUUGCCGUUAAACAACCAACGAACAUUAAGUCCACAGAACUCCAUAAAGCGUCAGCCAUUUCCAUCACCUCGUAACUCAUUAAAAAUUCGUAACAAUUCAGUCAGCAGCACACAAAGCGUCUGCAACUCAAUAUAUCUGAGUCGUCAGAACUCUUUUACUAGUCGUCGUACAAUGAACUCUUUGUCUUCCAUGACGGGUGUUAAGGAGGAUUAUAAACAGAAUAAUCUAUCUGAAUCACCAACUGGUGAAGCUAAUACCCAACAUAUAUCAGAUGUAGAAGACGAGGAAGACCCGGAUGCUAUGGAUGAAACAAAUUGUUCUUGCUCCUGGUUUCCUGAACCAAAAGGCUGCUUCAAAACAAGAGAAGAAUAUGCAUUAUAUGUCCUUAGUCCAACUAACUGUUUUAGAAAAUUUUUACACCAUUGGAUGGCUCAGAAAUGGUUUGACAACUCUGUGUUAUUUUUCAUUGCUUUGAAUUGUAUCACAUUAGCUAUGGAACGACCUGAUAUACCUCCUACAUCUAAAGAAAGAGAGUUCCUGAACUAUUCAAAUUAUGGCUUUACGUUUAUAUUUGCCUUGGAAAUGACAAUCAAGGUAUCAGCUAAAGGAUUAUUAAUCGGUAAACACGCCUAUUUAAAGAGUGGCUGGAAUGUGAUGGACGGGUUCCUAGUGCUUAUAUCGUUGACCGAUAUAUUUAUAUCGUUGUCAGCGUCAAGCAGUCCUAGGAUCUUUGGAAUUCUUCGUGUUUUCCGAUUACUACGAACAUUGAGACCUCUCAGGGUAAUUAGCAGGGCACCAGGUCUUAAACUGGUUGUACAAACAUUAUUGUCUUCAUUACGACCCAUUGGAAAUAUCGUUCUCAUCUGCUGUACAUUUUUCAUUAUCUUUGGAAUAUUAGGCGUUCAGCUCUUCAAGGGAAGUUUUUACUAUUGUAAAGGACCAAAUGUGAGACAUGUUGUUAAUAAAACAGAAUGUUUAUUGGAUCUUCACAACAAAUGGGUUAACCAAAAAUAUAACUUUGAUGAUUUGGGCCAAGCCCUGAUGGCAUUGUUUGUGUUAGCCUCUAAGGACGGAUGGGUCAGCAUUAUGUAUACUGGUCUGGAUGCUGUGGGAGUGGACAUGCAGCCCAAAGAAAAUUACAACGAAUGGCGUCUGAUAUAUUUCAUCUCAUUCUUGCUGCUGGUCGGCUUUUUUGUGCUGAACAUGUUCGUAGGAGUUGUAGUGGAAAACUUUCACAAGUGUCGAGAAGACCAAGAAAAAGAAGAGAGAGAAAGACGACAGAAGAAAAGAUCACAGAAAAUGGAACAAAAGAGAAAGAGUGAGGAACCCUUUGGGGAUUUUGAACUGAACCGUCCAGCAUACUGGUCAAAUUAUUCCCCUUGUCGUCUGGUUAUUCAUCAAGUUGUCAACAGUAAAUACUUUGACCUUGCCAUAGCAGGGGUCAUAGGGUCAAAUGUCAUCACCAUGGCGAUGGAAUACUACAUGAUGCCACCAGAAUUAGAAUUUGCGCUGAAGAUUUUUAAUUACUUCUUCACAUGUGUGUUCAUUAUUGAGGCCACUAUGAAGAUUAUCGCCCUUGGAUUUCUAAGAUAUAUCAAAGACAGAUGGAACCAGUUAGAUGUCCUCAUUGUCAUUUUAUCAGUUGUCGGAAUAAUUCUGGAGGAAAUGAAAACCAAUGUCAUUCCCAUCAAUCCUACCAUCAUUAGGGUCAUGAGAGUGCUUAGAAUAGCUAGAGUUUUGAAGUUACUGAAGAUGGCGAAAGGUAUCCGAGCAUUGUUAGACACUGUGAUACAGGCCCUUCCACAGGUGGGAAACUUGGGCCUCUUGUUCUUCCUGUUGUUCUUUAUAUUUGCUGCUUUAGGCGUUGAACUGUUUGGCAGACUUGAGUGUUCUGAGGAGCAUCCAUGUGAAGGCUUAGGAUCGCAUGCUCACUUCAAAGACUUUGGUAUGGCAUUCCUUACCCUCUUUAGAGUAGCCACAGGGGACAAUUGGAACGGAAUCAUGAAGGAUACAUUACGAGAGGACUGUGACUCGUCCAGUGAUUGUCUGACGAACUGUUGUGUGAACUCUGUCAUUGCUCCCGUAUUCUUUGUAAUCUUUGUAUUAAUGGCCCAGUUUGUGUUGGUUAAUGUUGUUGUUGCUGUGCUGAUGAAACACCUAGAGGAAACUUACAAAUACAAAGAAAUGGAUGAGGAGCUUGAAGAAGAAUAUCAACGUCAACUUAACAAAACUGUUAUCCCAGAUGUGCUUGAACUUAAACUACAGGAAUCUCACAGGGUGAUGGCAGACGACGGAGCUGAGGUUGGGGAUGGUGAAAACAAUGAUGCUGAGGAAGGGGGUGAACAAAAGGACGAUUCCAAAUUGUCUGAAAAAUCUACUGACCAGAAAUCAGUAAAGAUUCCAACGCCCAUACCAGGAUAUAUCCGUCGUCUGAGAACUCCCAUCUCAAAACAGUUCUCACUGCCACCAAGCUUUACAUUUUGUCCACCAAGCAACGAACAGUUAUCUGACCGUUCUGUUAGAAGUACUUUGUUGGUACCAAUAGACAUAAUGGUAUCCAGCUAUAACAGUAAUCUAGAUAUGAGUCUCGAUGCCUCUGGAUCAAGUUUAGAGGUCCCAUUAACCCCAUCAUAUUAUUCCGAUUCAUCAAGUUAUACUGAGACAAACAUUGAUAAUAGUAGUGAAAACGUCAUUCCAAAAAUAGCAGACGAAUUAAAAAAGUCUACUGCCCCAUCACAGAGACAUCGUCGGAGACUUGUCCGCCAAAAAGUAGUUAGCGAAAGUCCACCUGCUGUGGAUAAAUGUAUUUUAUUGAAUUUAUAUGAAUUAUCAGAGACGAAAAAGAAAAUUGGAACAGUUUCUCAGUCUCAUCCGUCAUUGCUUGUACAAAACAAAGAUGGUGGCCACAAAGGCUGUGAAAUUUGUAAGUGUAAAAUGUCUAACAUUAGUUGUCGGAGUGCUGCCAAACACAAUCCACUACACAGGAGUCAAUCUAGUGGGGCAGAAAAAGUUAAAAUUAGAGACAAGCACAUGUUGGCUCAGCGAAGAGGUGGAAGGGAAAGACGUUCACGCAUUUAUAUUAGAAAUAUAUCUGAUGCAUCUAAUGCUAGCUCAUUGACAAGGGACAAUAGUGUCUCGCAAUCGGAUAAAAAUGUAACUUUGUCUCCAGACAAUUCUGGUGAGUCUGCACCAUUGAAAAGUCCAUGUAGAAAACAUCCUCAUUCUCGUGAUAAUACAUUAGAUUCAGGUUCGUUUGACUGGUCAGCUGAUGAAGCUGCCUGUGAUGAAGAGGUGCGUUUGAUUACUGGUACCCCUCCAGAGACAGAGGACGAACAGGAGCAGGUAUCUCCUCCAUGGACAAGGGAGGGUACUGCUGUUAAUGAAAGUUCAGUUUGUUCCACAGUUGUACCAGAAGCAACUUCUGCAAACAGUGAUCGAAUAAUAAAUCCACCAAUGAAUUUGGUUUCCACACCAACAAACAAUUUAAAUCCAUGUCACUCAAUACCAAUGUGUCGUUCACCAUUACCACCAUCACACUUGUCUAUAGAAAUUCCAGAGCAUUCAUCACACCUGUCAUCCUCGUCAUGUUUAUCAACAAAUUCUACAAAAAAUUCACCAGACAAAUUAUUGUUACCAAAUUCAUCAUUGACUAUUCCUAGAUCACCAAAACCACCACGACUGUCACCAUUGUUUCUUUCCAUUCCUGUCGUAGAAUGUCCGUCGAGUGAAGAAGGCGGAGAUCAAUCUUCCCUUUCUGUUCCUCGAGUUAAUACCCCAGUGCCUUCUAGAAGUAGUGACAGUGUUUCCCAUAAUUCCAUUAGUCCCUCAGGAGCAGACGGACAUUGUGAUAAACGUAUAGAAGACUCAGAUCAGAGCAAAACUGUGAUAAAUAAACUGUCACAAGGUCACCUGACUUUAAGAAGACGUUUACAUUCAGCCGAUUCUCAAGAUGAUAAUUGAAAAAAAUGCAUACUUUUUUACUUUGAAGUCAAUUUACUUACUAAGUCUUUUUAUAAAAUUUGUUGUCAAUUACACUUUCAAAAAGAAUAUUCUGAAAUUCAGUAGUAAAAUGCAAAUAUUGUAUUUCAUCAGUAAUUUCUAUACACCAUAUAGAGGUCUAAUUUUAUACAAUUUUCUUCACUAUUUAGUGCUACAUGUAUAACUUUUUUUCACUAAGUCCAGUUCCCAUAAACAUAGUUUAAUACAUUAUAUUUUUAUUAGAAUAUUCAUUAUUUUACUAUUUCUUGUGAUACAUUUUUUUCAAUUUAUUAUUGACACAUUUGUACAAAUUGUUCAUGCAAUCAGAAUUUUCAAUGCAGGGUAUAAACUACAAUGAAAAUUAUAUAUAUACUUGAUUUAUGAGUUUGUUUGUUCAACCCAAAUGGAUCUGAUAUAACUUUUUGCCUUUUUUGAAUUGUCUUGCAGCUUUUUUUUUAUCAGAAAAAUUGAAUAAUGACAGAUAUACGAUAUAUAAAAGGGGUUUCAGUUGCGAACAUGAUUUUGCCAAUAAUGCUAAACACAAACUUUUAUUCCUUCAUUUAUCAUACAUAAUUCAUAGACCCAAUACACAAAACAACUAUAAUUACACAGAGCAUCCAACAGAAAAUGCAUAUUACUGUACAUUUAUUCUAAUUUAAAUUUGAUGCGCUCCAUACAAAUCUUUCUUUUGGGAAUUUAAUUCUCUCCAUGCAACAUAGUUCUUGUGGAAAUUUGAGGCUCUCCAUACAAAUCAUUCUUUUGGGAAUUUGAGGUUCUCCAUACAAGAUUAUUCUUUUGGGAAUUUGAGACUCUCCAUACAAAUAUUUUUUUUCAAAUUUGAUGCUCUCCAUACAAAUAAUUAUUUUGGGAAUUUGAUGCUCUGCAUACAAGUAUAUUUUUUUUCAAAUUUGAUGCUCUACAUACAAGAUAAUUCUUUUGGGUUGAACAAUAUUUUUGUGUGAAUGAUGUGAUAGAAUAGCUAUGUGAUUUUUUCAAAGUUAUUAGUUUCUUUUGUGAAAAAAUGGUUAAUUGGUAGUAUUGUGAAUUUUCCUGUGAUAUGCUUGGUAUUUAGAUACCCAAAAGUACAACUGAACAUAAAGAAAUUUGGAAAUAAAAACAAUUUCAUCAGUGUCUGUCACCAGGCACUAUGAAAUUACCUCCCCUUCUUUUUGUUCGUGUAUAUGGACAUUAUGUCUUUUAAAGACAUAGUUUUAUUCCAAAAUUGUAAUUAUGAGUUAAGAUGAGUUAUUUCCCUUCUUGGUAGGAUUAGGACUGGUAUCUUGCAAUAAUUAGAAGCAACAAAAAUUCAUGUAAUAGAUAAGCUGUCCAUUAAAUUUUCAAUUUUUGCUAAAACGGUAUUUUAUUUUCAUAGUUCUAGUCAAGUUCAAUUAUUUUACCAAAAUUAUUUGUAUGAGCAUUUUACAAUUAUAAAAAAGUAUCUUGUUUUCACCAUUAUAGGUUGGUCCCCUCCGUUAAAUAUCUGGUAUGCCUUCGGAAUAUGAAAAUAUUAAGAUACAUGUAUUGGCAAGAAUUUCAAUAAUGGUUGGGAAACAGACUUAGUCUCACAGCCAACCAUUGUGAUUAUUGGGAAAGAACCAGAUUUUAUUUCUAUUUGUUUGUUAAAUAAAAUUGUAAACAAAAAACAGCCAUGAACAUUCCAUUUCCAAACUUACUAUAGUAUACAAAAUUUGCAACUUUCCUUUCAUUUGUUUAUGAUAAUGUCCCCACAAAGAUACCUCACCUUUUGAAACCUUCUUUUUUAAAUUUAUAGUUGCAGAUUUGUUCUUGAAUCUUCUUGAAAAUUAUUUCCUGUUGUAAAUGAGAUCAUGCAUGUUGUUGCAAAUGAGAACAUUUCUAUCUUUUUUUAUAUUCUUGUAGACAGAAAGUUUUUGAUGGAAAGAGACAAAAAGUGAUUGCUUUGCAAAUGUGGUUUGUCAACUGGCCAAAUAUAUAGGUCAGUUGAAAAAGUACAGUUUCUGAACUUGAAAUAGGUGUAUAGUGACCUCAUCAGACUUCCUGUCCUGUUGUCUUCUGGGUAUUGGAAUAUCUUUUGUGUUUACAUUUUGUGAUAUUUUUACUUAUCAACCAUUUAAUGGUCAUAUAUGGUAAUACUAUUGUAGGUAAUAUGUUUUUGAUUUGUGUUAAUUUUUACGCUAGAAUACAUUCUAUAUCACUUAUACUGUGGAUUCAUUAUUUUUCGUUGGAUACCAAUUUUCAGGGAUUUUCUGGUAACCCUAAUUUCAAUGUAUAACCCUUAACAAAAGUUAUAUAGACAUGUAAGCAGACUUUGGCAAAACAUGAAAUCAAAUAUCCAUGAAAAUGAAAAAUUCCCUCAAUCCAUGAAAAUUGGUACAUGUGAAAAAAGUAAAGUUUCAAAGGAAUUAUUGGGAAAAUCUGUAUUAAUUUUGAAAGAAAUUUGAACGAUAUUUGAUACACAAAUUUCUGUUUAAGUAUGUAAUUUUCCAUUGGUGAAAGGCUCAAAUUUUUUUGAUUUUUUUCCUCUGAUUCUUCAAAUACAACUCUGUACAAAUGAAACAAACAGAUUAUCGAUAAGGAAUAUGUUGCAUAUAUCCAUUUACUUGUUAAAAUUUGCUAAUUGGAAUUUUUAAAUGAGUUAUUUAUUAAAUUAUAUUGAUCAAUUAUACAUAUCUUUUAAAAUGUUUCUUGUUUUACUGUAUUUAUUUAUUUAUUUAUUUUCUAAUUAUGAGUCGAUUGUUUUUGAACAUGUGAAAAUCUGUGAUUUAUUCAUUCUAUUAAUUAUGCAUUAUAUGUAUGGAUCAUGUUAGAAUUGUAUGUGUGAAUGCAUAUAAAUUUUACUGCAAUCAUUAAAUAGACAAUUUUUUCUUACAUCAGAAUUUUUUCAUUGUUAUAUUAUCCACAUUGUAUAUUAAAAAGCACUAAUUUAUCUAUAGUUCUUCUAGUGU